GAUUAGCGGCAGGGCAGGUGCAGAGGGAGCGGAGAGAAGGCAGCGGCAGAGGCAGCAGGAAGGCUCAGGCACCAUGGCUCCGGCACUGGCUCCGGCACUGGCUCUCCUACAGCAACGCUUUGUCCUGGGGAUCGUACUGCUGGCCACUGCGGGAACAGUCGUCUCCCAGGAGGUACAAGCCGAGAAUGUCACCGUGGUCGAGGGUGGCACCGCAGAGAUCAGCUGCCACCUGCACCAAUACGACGGCUCCAUCGUGGUUAUCCAGAACCCUGUUCGGCAAACGCUGUUCUUCAAUGGAACUCGAGCUCUGAAGGACACAAGGUUUCAGCUGGUGGAGUUCACCCAGAAAGUGGUGAAGAUCCAUCUGUCGGAUGCCAAGUUGGAGGAUGAGGGUGGAUACUUCUGCCAGCUCUACACCGAGGAUACACAUCAUCAGAUCGCCACCCUCACAGUUAUAGUUCCCCCGGAUAAUCCUUUGGUGGAGGUAAAAGAACAGGCCGUGGAGGGAGGAGAGAUUGAGUUGACUUGCAUUUCCCCUCGAACAAGACCCGCAGCCACACUUCGCUGGUACCGAGACCGCAAGGAGCUUAAAGGAUUUACCAGCAAACAGGAGAACGGAAAGACUUUCAGCAUCACCAACAGCAUCCGCUUCAGCGUGGACCGGAAGGAUGACCGGGAUAUAGUUACCUGCGAGGCGUCGCACCCAGCUCUAAAGGGGCAGAAGAAACAGACUCAGUAUGAACUGGACGUGCAGUUUUCCCCCACGGCCAACAUUCAGCCUUCCCAAAGCCUCGUGAGAGAAGGAGACGAGCUGAAUCUGAAAUGUGAGGUCACAGGGAACCCACGGCCGACUGAAAUUAUUUGGACACGUCUUAAUGAUUCCUUACCAGAACGAGCACAGAUCCAGGGUGAUGUUCUGAGUUUCCCCUCGCUCAGCCUACAGGAUAAUGGAACCUACAGCUGCCAGGUCUCCAACAAGCAUGGCCGUUCUUCUGAUCAAUAUGUGCUGGUGGUGUAUGACCCCGGAGCAAUAAUUGAGGCACAGACUCAAGUCCCGUAUGCUGUGAUUGGGGGGAUCCUGGCUCUUCUCGUCUUCCUUGUGAUCUGCAUCCUGAUCGUCAUGGUGUGGUGCUCUGUCCGACAGAAAGGUUCAUACCUGACACAUGAAGCAAGUGGAUUGGACGAGCACGGGGAAGCUCGGGAGGCAUUUCUAAAUGGCGGCGAGAACCACAAGAGAAAGGAGGAGUUUUUUAUUUAAAAAAAAAAAGACACACAAGAAAAGAAAAUGUCCCAACACAGUAUUAAUAACCUGAAUUUUUUUAUUUUAUCUUACCUUUGCAGGGUGGGGAUUUGGGGAGGUUACGGAAGAGGAAAGUCUAGAGAACGGUUAGAUAACAAAAGCAUAACACCUUCAAUGCCUUGGGGCUGAGCGGCUAAUGAACUUUUUGCUGAAGGUGAUGAAGAGACUAUGGAGUUUGCCGGGAUAGUAUGGGGUACGGUCGGGCGGUUGGGGUGGGAGGCAGGGUUUCUUAAGGGUUGUGUCACCUCUUUCAGUAACAAGAAGGUGAAAUAUCCCAUCAUUUUAUGGUACGAACAAACAAACAAGAGCAAAACAAUAUGUAGAAAGAUCAAACAACUAACACAGAAGGGGGCACAGUUGUUCUUUUUAAUCUUUUGGUAAUGGAUCUUCUUAGUGGAAUAUAAAAGCCUUCAGAGCCGCACACACAUAAAAGUCAUGGGGAGCAAUAGAUAGAUGUGGUAGGAAAGAUGCAGAAACCUGUCAUUACUCUUCUAAAUCAGAAAGGCAGCUUGAUAGAUCAUAUGAUACAUAUCCUGAGGCCAAAAGAAACAAGCUUGGCACCUUUUGUCUACGGCUGGAUAGAGAAUAGAGUGUAGCAACCUGGCACUGCCCCAGGGGACAGGGCCAUAAUAGCCUAGAAUAGAUAGGUGUGGGCCAGGAUGGAGGCUCAGUCAUUUGAGCUUGCACUGGCUCAGUAUUAAGACCGUGACGUUUGUUUAAUCACCUUAAUUAGGUAGAAAUCAGCACGGCUCAGUAUUCCCAGCCAGGGAGGGAGGGACUGCGGGGAGGGGGAGAGGCACCAUAACUCACCGGCUUAAAAGGGAGAACCAGAGAGGCUCAGAGAACAAAAAUUAGAAGACGCAGCCACCGCGAGAAUAACCGCUACAUCCAUGAAUACCAAUGUACAGCAAUUCCCAAGGAGUCCCAGGGGCAGUGCUAGUCCUGCCAAUAUGCUACAGUUCUCAUCUGUUUCUACUGACAGUGUGAUUAGUGCCACUGGCAACCUACGGCCUUAUAGUUAUAGUGGCAGGACUUGGGCUAGUGCAGAGGCCCCUUACCCUGGGCCUGGGUUGAGAUGGGCCCACUAUAUCUAUGGCUGCCAAUGAGCAGCCCUCCUGGUGGGGUUGAGCUACAACUGACAACAAUGCUUGAAGCUGUAGAUCAAAAUAAGCCGGAGGGUCACAGAUCCAUAGUUUUUUCAAAUUAAAUUGGAACCCCGCAUUUCCUUUAUUGACGUCGGCCCUCUGUACUGACAGUGCAGCGUUAGGAUACGGCGAGGCAAAAUCAGAUCCAUCACCUAAUAACACCAGCUCCUUACAUUCUACACAUACAGGUUCUUUUUUUCACAGUGGGCAAAAAAGCGUUACCUAGCGACCCAUAGUGGCAGUUGCAGCUGCUUAAACUGGCACUCGGUGUGCCAACUCAUCCACAACAAAUUGACCCAGAGAAAGGCAAUCAGAAACAGAACACUCCUCAUCCCAGCAACCCCCUAACGAAGCUAAGAACAGAUAUAAUAACCAAUAACGAUCCAUGUUCAUUAACCAUUACCUGCCGAUCUGUCCAGAGCACAAUAAUAAACCUUUACCCAAGAGCUGCAACAGAACUAAUGGCAAGUACCAAUGAGCCUUUUUUUUUUUAUCCUCCUACCAUAAGAAUUUCUGCAGUCCGGACAAAUUAUGACAAUAAUUAAUUAGUUUUAAUUUACACGCCUCUCUGCCAUAACUUAUGCAGAACAAGUUGCAAACCGGUUUUAUGCCUACGUAGCUUCAGCGCCAGCUGAAACGCUUCCUUGUCAACAAGGUAUCUAGCCAAGAGCACUCAGCAGGGAACCUUUGGAGCCGUUAUAAUAGUCCACUUCCCUUGCAUAUCUAUUUAUCAUACUUCCAGUUGUAAUAAAGUACCUGUACAAAGGCAAUGAAAUGCAAAAAUAAAUGAUCGGGGGUUUUAAAGUU
This is a messenger RNA of Xenopus tropicalis (tropical clawed frog), 3252 nucleotides long. It is a transcript of the gene cadm4, whose product is annotated as cell adhesion molecule 4. The transcript has 9 exons. The record is from RefSeq and is a predicted model, not a curated record. Bases 74 to 1258 code for a protein of 394 amino acids. Gene Ontology annotation, cellular component: plasma membrane; Golgi membrane. Lineage: Eukaryota; Metazoa; Chordata; Amphibia; Anura; Pipidae.